CGUGGAAGUAAAAGAAGCUGAUCCAUUGUUGUAGAAGUGGAUGAAGAUCAGAGAUUUUACAGCAUUUGAUAUAAUAUAAUGUAUUCAUUCUUUGAAUAGAAAAUGAAUCAAUCUUUACGGUUUACGGCUUUGUUUUCAUUCCUUUAAAUCUAAUUAAUUAAUUGAAUUUGUUAGAGGAAUAAAUAAACAAUUUAUUAAAGAAUAAUCGGAUGUGAUGGUGAUGGUGACGAUGAAUAAACAAGACAAAGCAAUUUUAAGUUGGUGUUGGAGAAAUGAAUUGAAAACACUUGCUUUUACUUUUCGCCGAGCCAGCGUCUCUGUUUUGUCAGGAAAAGAAAUAUUUGGCAGAAAACUGCUUUUGGCUUGCCUUUGGUAAGAAAAAUUUUGAAAAUGAAAAAAAAAAGCCUUUAUUUAUUUAUUGAUUUAGGUAAUGAAACCAAUCGGAAUUGUUUGUGACAUAAGUUACGUGGACUAAAUCUCUCUACUUGAAAAAUCAAAAUUCAAAACCAACUGCUUAUAUAUAUAUAUAUAUAUAUAUAUAUAAGCCCUAAUUUCAUCCUUGUCAACCAACUCUUUCUCGUCAAUCCAACCAUACAACCAAAUAGUCUCUCUUUCUCUGAGACGCCAACCAAUCGCCGGCAUAAAUAAAUGAUCAGGUUGGAGUUGGAUGUGAUUGGGGCGGUUGGAUUGUUAUCCAUGUAGGUUUUUAAGAUUUUAAUAAAUUGUGAGAGGAAUAUUAAUGGAGGCUAACAUUUGUGACCUCAAUCACUUGGAGGCCGAUGUCCUUCUGCCUCCUCGGAAGCGCCUGCUUGCUGGAUUUAAGAAACAAGCUUCAAAUCCCAAUGGUGCUUCUGAUCAGCCUACGGUUGCUUCUUCCUCUUCGUCUCCUCCUUCACCCUCACCCUUCCCCUCCCCGUCCCCUUCUACUUCUUCAAGCGAUGUUAAUGCCCAUCUUGAUAAUUUCUUGAGUUCCCAUUUUAAUAACCCACAUCUUUCUCCCCAAGAGAUUUUGGAAACAUCAAGAGCAGCAGCUACUGCUGCUGCUAAGGCUGCAGAGGCUGCCAGAGCUGCUGCAGAGGAGAAGGCUGCAAUUGCAGCUAAUGCUGUCGUGGCAGCUAAGAAUGCUUUGGACAUGGUAGCAUCAUUUUCUGAAGACACCAUUAGUAAGGAUAGAUACCUGAAAAAUAAUAAGCUCAACAAGAAGCAUGUCCCAGUUCAACUCUUAUACAAAAAGCACCAACCAAUCGAGACUUAUAAGACAGAUGAAGAUUUAGCCGGUAGAUUGCAUCGAGCAGUCAACACUUCUCCAAGAAUCUCGAAGAAUUCUCCAACUUCUGAAAGAAGAGGUCAUAAACAAAAAAGGCCUAAGGGCUUACUGACUCUUGAGAAAACAAUGGUUUCCAAUGGGGGUAUAGUCUCUGGAGGAAGCCCAUCUUCUACAUGCAAUGGAGGUACUAUAGCAGGCAAAAUUGAUUCUGAGUACUCCAUUGAAGAGUCCGUUAAAGCAGAGGCAAAGGGAGCCACAUACGAAAAAUCUGGACAAUCGGAGAUGGAUGAUGGUGAAGCAGAAUCAAGUCAUUCAAAGAAAAAAGCUUGUGAAGAUGCGUAUUCUCCUGGUCAAAAGAGGGGAAGAGUGAAGCUAAAGAAGUUGCCCUUAAGCAUUUGUUCCUACAGGAAUCGAGUGAAUCCCAAGGAAGAGAUGAUAAAUAAGAGCUCUCCAUUGACGGAAAAGAAGAUGGGUAAUACAACUGCUGCUGCUGCUAAGCACUUGUUUUCUCUAGAGCCCUCUGCUGAUGGUGUUAUUUCGAUUGAAGGUACACCUAUGUGGAAAUGCCAGGAUUUCAAGGCUCCUGCAUGUGUCAAACAGAAAAAAGUCAUCCAAUCAUAAUGUUAAGUUCCUAUUCUUAUAACGGAUGGCUUUAAUGCCCUCUGCUGAUGGUGUUAUUUCAAUUGAAUGUACACCUAUAUCUGGAAAUGCCUGGAUUUCAAGGCCCUUGCAUGUAUCAAACAAAACAAAGUCAUGCAAUCAUAAUGUUCAGUUCCUAUUCUUAUAAUAGGUGGCUUCGAUGAUAAAAGUUAAUAGCUGAGGUAGGAUUUGCGGUUCUCUUUUUGUAAGAAUGACUUUACUCCAUUUAGCUUUUUGCUGGUUUUUAGUUUUGUAACGAAGUUGAAUAGACAGAAUGUAAAUUUGAAUGCUCAACUGCUUGCCUCUACACUUUACUAAUGGUGCUUGCUGCGUUAAAUGACAACAAUAUUUGGAGUAGAGAUAAAAAGGAAUGCAAUAAAUUUGGGCCGUUCCUUGUUAA
Molecule: messenger RNA, 2306 nt
Organism: Durio zibethinus
Lineage: Eukaryota; Viridiplantae; Streptophyta; Magnoliopsida; Malvales; Malvaceae
Source: RefSeq, a predicted model, not a curated record